UUGGCAGAUUAUGGAGAAACUUCUAUUGCGAUCGAUCUUUAAGUACAUAAGAGACUAGCUGCUGUAGGAAAGGGAAAAAAAGAAGCAAUGGAGAAACAGGUAGCAAUUAUUGGAGCUGGUGUUAGUGGCCUUCUCGCCUGUAAAUACACAGUCUCAAAGGGUUUUAAUCCAAUUGUUUUUGAAGCAAGAAACAGCAUUGGAGGAGUGUGGAUUAAUACAGUAGAGACUACAAAGCUGCAGACUCCGAAACCAGCAUAUCAGUUCUCAGAUUUUCCCUGGCCAGAUUCAGUCACGGAACUCUUUCCGAACCAAUAUCAAGUCUUGGAUUACCUGCAGUCAUAUGCACAUCAUUUUGACUUGCUUAAGCACAUCAAGUUCAGUACUAAAGUACUUGGCAUCAAGUAUCAAGGCGCAUCCGAUGAAGAGAUGCAGUCAUGGAGCUUGUGGGGUGGAAAUGGGGAGCCCUUCAGCUCAAGGGGGAAAUGGAUAGUUGAAGCACAGGACACACAGAACCAGCAUUCAACUGAGGUUUACCAAGUGGACUUUGUGAUUCUUUGCAUUGGACGGUUCAGUGAUGUUCCAAACAUUCCUGAAUUCCCUCCUGACAAGGGCCCGGAAGCAUUCCAUGGUGACGUGAUACAUUCUAUGGACUAUGCCAACAUGGAUUAUGAAAUUGCUAGAGACUUUGUAAGAGGCAAGCGAGUUACUGUCGUGGGGUUCCAAAAAUUUGCAAUGGAUAUUGCAAUGGAGUGCUCUAUAGCAAAUGGGGUUGAACAUCCUUGCAGAGUUUUAUACAGGACUGAACAUUGGCACGUCCCUGAUUACAAUCCAUGGGGAGUGCCCUUACCUUAUUUGUAUCUCAACCGCUUCUCGGAGCUCAUGGUUCAUAAGCCUGGUGAAGGAUUACUACUCAGUCUGCUGGCAACAAUUCUUGCACCUCUGAGAUUGGCAUUUUCAAAAUUCGUCGAAAGCGAUAUCAAGAAGAAGCUCCGUUUGGCAAAGUUUGGAAUGGUUCCAAAGCAUAGUUUCCUUCAAGAACUUAAUUCUUGUUUGAUUGCAACAGUUCCACAAGGAUUCUAUGAUAAAGUUGAAGAGGGAAGCAUCAUACUGAAGAAAGCUCCCAGUUUUAGCUUCUGCAAAGAAGGCAUUAAAGUUCAAGGUGAGGAUACGACACUAGAGACCGACUUGGUCAUAUUAGCUACAGGAUUUAAAGGUGAAAAGAAGCUCAAAGACAUUUUUGAGUCCAAAAUGUUUCAAGAUUGCAUACUUGGGUCCCCUGAUUCAGCAGUUCCUCUCUGCAGGGAAUGCAUUCAUCCGCGAAUUCCACAGCUAGCAGUGAUUGGAUUCUCAGAAAGUGUUGCGAACUUGUACACUUCAGAAAUGAGAUGCCGGUGGAUAGCAGAGCUUCUUGAUAGCACAUUCAAGUUACCUAGCAUAAAGACGAUGGAAAAAGAUGCUGAAAAAUGGGACCAAUAUCUGAAGCAAUAUUCUGGUCGAUAUUACCGCAGAUCAUGCAUCGGUGCCCUUCAUAUAUGGUAUAAUGAUCAACUGUGCAAAGACAUGGGAUGGAACCCAAAGAGAAAGCAGGGAUUCUUUGCUGAAUUGUUUGAGCCUUAUGGACCUGCAGAUUAUGUCUCACCUUAGAGACAUGGAGAGGCCUUAGCAUGCAGAAUGGAUACAGCAAUGUAUCUGGGAGCAUUUUACACAGUAGUUUGCAUAUGGACUACUAGGAUGAACGAAAAAUCGUACUGGUUGAAAUACCCAAAAAAAAAAAAGAUGUCUAUCAAAAAGAUGACUAUCAGUUUGUUUGAAAUAAUGUUUCUUUUUAUACCCAAAAGAUGUCUAUCAGUUUGUUUUUGAAUGAAGUUUAUAUAAUUUCUUUCAAUCUAAUUUUUAAAGCUGUUAUUCUAUCAACAAAAGUUGAUUUUCUUUUGUCUUUUUAUGUUAAGUAGAAACCGAUCAUUACUGUAGGAUGAACAACAUUUAAAACCUCUUUUUCUCUCUCAAUUUCUAAGGAAUAAUAGGACUGGAUAUUUGAGAUCCCGAUCCCGAUCCCGAUCCAGUGAUUCCUUGUAUGGAUUGCAGGAAAGAGUACUGUUAGGUUGCAAUACGUGUUGAUGGCAUUACAUUUAGAGAGACAAUAACUUCUGGACGCAAUGUCCCCUUACAACUGACCCAAAAGAAGGCGCAUUCAUCCGCAAAUUCCACAGCUUUCAGUGAUUGGAUUCUCAGAAAGUGUUGCAACCUCGCACACCUCAGAGAAGAGAUGCCGGUGGCUGGCAGAGCUUCUUGAUGGCACAUUCAAGAUACCUUGCAUGGAAGAGAGAAAAUAAUGCCGAAAAAUGAGAUCAAUCUAUGAAGCAAUAUUCCUGUUGGUUGAUCAUGCAUCAGUGCCCUUCAUAUAUGGUAGAAUGAUCGAAUGUGCAAAGACAUGGGAUGAAGCCCUAAGAGAAAGAAGGGCCUCUCUGCUGAAUUGUUUGAACAUUACGGACCAGCAGACUAUUCCAGGUGAUGAUGCAUGACCAUCCAUCUGAUGAUCUCAGAAUUUUCCAUCUCGAGUGAGAUUUACGCUCGACUAAAUAAGUGAUUCAGUAAAUUUUCAAGGA
Messenger RNA from Populus euphratica (Euphrates poplar), 2606 nucleotides. Its product is annotated as probable flavin-containing monooxygenase 1. Gene Ontology annotation, molecular function: NADP binding; flavin adenine dinucleotide binding; N,N-dimethylaniline monooxygenase activity. Bases 88 to 1644 code for a protein of 518 amino acids. Lineage: Eukaryota; Viridiplantae; Streptophyta; Magnoliopsida; Malpighiales; Salicaceae. The transcript is spliced from 6 exons. The record is from RefSeq and is a predicted model, not a curated record.